This is a messenger RNA of Raphanus sativus (radish), 714 nucleotides long. RefSeq lists its product as uncharacterized. Bases 46 to 552 code for a protein of 168 amino acids. The transcript has 3 exons. The record is from RefSeq and is a predicted model, not a curated record. Lineage: Eukaryota; Viridiplantae; Streptophyta; Magnoliopsida; Brassicales; Brassicaceae.
CUCUCUCUCUCUCUCUCUCUCUCAGCCAGCUAAACAACGAUAGCGAUGGCUUGUUCCACCGGAACCUCAAACGACCCCCGUCGUCGCCCCCGUCCAUCCAGAUUACAGCUCCCAGAUAUGCGACAGGGGAGACCUAGAAUGACUUCCUCGGGGCCUGCUGCCAUGGACCCAUCUUCUGCUCCGCCUGUCUUUCCUGGAGUUGUACCUCCUGGAGCUGUGCCUCACGCACCUACCGGCUCUUCAAGUGCAGUGCCUGCGGCUCCUGCCCCUUAUGUCAGGAGAACAGAAGAUGCUCUGCUACGUGCACCAUCCCGACGUAACCAGCAACACCUCCAUCCUCUAAGGCUCAAUGGAGCAUUGUGGUUCGGUGUGGAUCCUGAAGUCCAUGCUUUUAUCCGAGAAACAUGGCAGGCAAACUUCUGGGGACCUUGGGCAAUCUGGACAAACGUUCCACCGGACAAGAGAGAUCAGUGGUGGCAUUCCUUUAUUGUAAGUAUCUCUUUCCCUCUCUUUUUCCCUUUCUCAACUAUUAAUUUACUUAGUAAUAUUUAAUCUAAUGACUUAUCUUCUUUUGUAGCAACACUACUACUGGGAUGACCAGUUCCAUGAUGAAAUCUUCUUAAAAUGGAAGAAACAAACUCAGGUUACCGUCUGUGGCCGCAUCAGCCAGAAAAGGCGAGAUAACAAGCAUCCUGCUUACAUCAAUGACACUGA